GAAAACAUAGUUCUUGUUGUGCAGAGCAGCACAUUUGAUCCAAUGGAGAUUUCGUUAUUUUUUGUUUUUGUUUUUUAAAUUUAGUUGAUUGAAAAAGUUGGCCCCAGAUCUUUAAUUUGUAUAUGAUUGUUGAAAAGUGCCAUCAUUUCCCCCCAUUAAGAUAGGGGUUGGUAGUGAUAACUUGGGUUAACUUUUUUUCCUUUUAGAGUUGAGAAUCAAGUGAAGGAGGAAAUCAGCAAAAAAAAAUGUUAACUUGCAUAGCAUGUUCCAAACAACUCAACAAUGGAUCUCUUCACCAACCAGAAGAUGAAGAAGCUGUUCAUACACCAAGCACGAAGCAAGCCAUCAAGGCUCUCACUGCCCAGAGUGCAACCAUUGUGAAAAAAGAGAUGGAUUUUUGGUUUUUGCAGAUCAAGGACAUGGCAGUGAAGGCUUCUGGGGCAUAUAAGAAUUGCAAGCCUUGUUCCGGAUCUUCAAAUGGUAAUAGGAAAGGGAAUUAUGCUGACUCGGAUAUGGGUUCGGAUUCAGCGAGGUUUCACUGGGCCUACCGAAGAACGGGUAGCUCCAAUUCAACCCCAAGGAUGUGGGGGAAGGAAAUGGAAGCCAGGUUGAAAGGGCUUUCGAGUGGGGAAGGGACGCCGGCAUCGGUUAGUGGACGGACCGAGUCAGUGGUGUUCAUGGAGGAGGAUGAGCCUAAAGAAUGGGUUGCACAAGUGGAGCCCGGUGUGCUCAUUACUUUUGUUUCAUUGCCUCAGGGUGGGAACGAUCUGAAGCGGAUACGGUUCAGUCGAGAGAUGUUCAAUAAAUGGCAAGCUCAGAGGUGGUGGACCGAAAACUACGACAAGGUCAUGGAGUUAUACAAUGUUCAAAGGUUCAAUCAACAAGCUGUUCCUCUUCCAACCCCACCUAGAUCUGAAGAUGAGCAAAGUUCAAGGAUUGAAUCUGUGAGGGACAGCCCAGUCACUCCUCCUCUCAGCAAGGAGCCCCUGCCUAGUCAUUUUCACCACCCAAUUGGAAUGGGGUACUCUUCUUCGGAUUCUCUGGAUCACCACCAUACGCAACCUCGCCCUUGCUAUGAAACUAGCUGUCUAGCCUCAACACCUAAACUCUCCGACAUUACUGCAAUAAAAACUGAAAGAUCAUCCCUGGAUGCUUCAGCAAGGACGAGUUCAUUGGGAGAGGGAGACCACUCGGGUGAGCUCUCAAACAGCAAUGCCAGUGAUAUGGAAACUGAAUGGGUUGAACAAGAUGAACCGGGAGUAUACAUCACUAUCAGAGCACUGCCAGGCGGAGCCAGAGAACUUCGGCGAGUACGGUUCAGCCGAGAGAGGUUCGGAGAAAUGCAUGCUAGAUUAUGGUGGGAGGAGAACCGCGCCAGGAUACAAGAACAAUACUUGUGAUAAUGACUAUACAAGAAGAUCCCUUCACACAGAUAUCUGCUUCAGCAGGCUAACUGGGUGUUGCAACUUGAAAAGCUUCAUAGUGAUGUGCAUUCUAGUUUGAGUUCCCUUCUUUCCAAUGGAUAAUUUGGCAGUAACUACAACUUUCAGACUUUGGAGUUUCUCUGUGGCAGAUAUAGUGAAAUCUUAGUUUAUAGUUAUAGCUAAAACCUGUUAACACCAAUGUCUUGUAGUUGGGAAUUGUCUAAUGUUUUACAUCUUGUAUGAAUUUUGAAAUAUUCCAAGGUAAUGUUUAUUAGGAUGAUAUUUAAAGUGAUAACUUGGUGAAACAGAAAAUAUU
This is a messenger RNA of Arachis ipaensis, 1740 nucleotides long. Lineage: Eukaryota; Viridiplantae; Streptophyta; Magnoliopsida; Fabales; Fabaceae. The record is from RefSeq and is a predicted model, not a curated record.